Messenger RNA from Amoebophrya sp. A120, 434 nucleotides. NCBI's taxonomy places the organism in Eukaryota, Dinophyceae, Syndiniales, Amoebophryaceae. The record is from the annotation of a GenBank genome assembly.
CACAUGCCCUUGUUCGUCAACGAGUCCUAGUCAGGCUGAAUCAUCAAUCUAGUAUCACUUCUCCAGAAGACGAUAGAGAUGUAGGAUCGUCUCUAGCUGGCCCCGUCAACUUGGAGAUCCGCGCGAUGGCACCGCGCUUUGCAAUACGAAAGCAGAGAAAUGGAACGAGAAGACAGUGGUAUCGGCGUCUACAAACGCCUCUGAACUACGUCAUAUCUGACAAACAGACGCGUGACAAAAUCGCCAUUGCUAUGAAAGCCAAGGCGCUGCAUAGUUUUUGCCAGAAGAACUUGGAUGCAAUUUGGAAGGAGCUGCUUGACCGCGGACUUGUAACCGACGAGAUGAGCUACGAAACGAUCCAAAGCAGCACACCAAGAGCUUGGUCGACCCCGAUUCCGGGGAUGUUGCUGGUGGCCCCUCAAAAGUCAUCAUAG